Scylla paramamosain (green mud crab) is the source of this 1253-nucleotide messenger RNA. RefSeq lists its product as uncharacterized. The record is from RefSeq and is a predicted model, not a curated record. The transcript is spliced from 5 exons. Lineage: Eukaryota; Metazoa; Arthropoda; Malacostraca; Decapoda; Portunidae. Bases 426 to 1037 code for a protein of 203 amino acids.
AAUGGAUAAAUAUUGCGAGGAAGGCGAAGGCUAUAAAAGGCAGCAGUACAAUCUUGGCGCACUGUGAUGCUCCCCUUGGGCCAAAAUUAGCACUAGCCAUAUUGUCAGUCCAUUUUCGUUCUCCUAUAUCCAGAAGCAUACACACGUACACACGAGUAGCUCAGCACGUGCCAACUUGGUGUCAUGAGUGUGUGUCAAGAACAAACAAACGCUCAUGCCAGCAAGGCCUCACGGCAGCCGACCCGCAGCCGCCAUCAGUGAGUGGCCAAGACGACACUCGGGACUGACGAAGGUAGCGAGACGGUUCUGUGCCUCGUACUGGUACUCUGUUUACGCCGCCACAUCGGGUAGGGUUUCAUGAUUUUUUUCUGAGUGACGCCAUCUUUUGUGACGCGCCAGAGGAGGAAAAGGCCAAGUAUGAUGUGAUGGCCGAGACAGAGGGGCGGCACACCACUCUGCGGGAGGAGAUCGUUGCACUUCACCAGAAAGGUGAGGCCCACACCAUCCUCUCUCUUGUCUCCACCUUCACGGAAAAUAAGACCCGCCCUUGGGAUCCACUGCUGCUCUGGGUGCAGCCUCAGCCAUGCUGCCUCUACGCCUUGGCCGCCCAUGUCAGGGCCGCCAACAUCUCUGCUCUGGUAUCCGUUGGCUGCGGCACUGGCCUGCUAGAGUGGCUCAUUCAGGCCAUCACAGGUCUUUCUGUCGUGGGUUAUGAAGUGAAUGCCAGUUGGUGGACCUCCAAGUACGCCCCGCCGACGUUCAUUCCGCUGACCUUCGUUGACCAGGACGCCUCUCCUCCCAAAGUGCCGCCCACUCACGCUCUCAUGUGCUGCUACUUCAAUAACGCCAAAGUGUUUCGGCAAUACGUGUCUGCCUAUGAGGGUCCCGUGCUGCUCAUCAUAGGGGCCACGUCUGGGGACCGCCACACUGACCCCCACCCCCUGGACUACGUGGACAGGGACACGUGGCGCCUCACACUCACUCAUCGGAUCUCCACACACGACCUCCUGGCGGGCUACCACCGCCAAACUAUAUAAACUAUAGUAUAUUUAUAGAAGACAUCAUGAUGUGCUUACCUUAACUACCGUCACCACACACAAUCCACACAAUAGGCCCACCACAGACUAAGGAACUCAGGAGCAGCUCAGUCUGGUAUGACAUGGCACCAGCGCUAAGGAGCAUUCUCCAGAGUGAAUUCAGCUUGUGGCAUGGGUUAAAUUUGUAGCUUCUUGUUAAUUAAAAAAGAAAACGUA